GAGCGGGCGAUGGAUUACGAGGGACGUCUGUCCAGGAAGCUCCAGAAGUUGGAUGCAGACCUCGUGGCCAAGCGCGAAGAGGUAGAGGGCUUGCAACGGAGCUUGCGCCUGGAAAGGGACAAGUUUGCAGAGGAGUACAAGAGCGAGAAGCGGGAAAGAGAAACAAAGGCGACUACGCAAGAGGAACGGAUCCGAGAGUACCUUUCGGAGGUUCUCUAUGCCAAGCCGAAGCAGAAGGACAAGAAAGGCGAGUUUAGUUUGGAUACCGUCCUCGUGUCUUUUGUGAAGCCGAAUGAGAGCUUCAGAUACAACCUGGCCUUUCGAGUCGACUCAGGAACAAACGUGGCGCAGCUGCGAAACAGCGCCUGCAAGUACUGGGGUGUUAGCCCGGACAGUUUCAUCCUGCGAACGAUGGCGAACAACAAAUGCCAGGACGACAACAAGGUCAAGGACUGCUUCAAGCAGGGCGAAAUUGCACAGCUUCGACUUGAGAUGAAGCGAGACAGCUCCGAGCCACCUCUGGAAGAAGAGCUCAAGGCGAUCCAGCCGAAGACGAAGAAGCGGGCUGGCCGACCGAAGAGCGGGAAGCCGCGCUUCAACGCCGAGGGCGUCGAGCAGAUUCAAAAGUUCGGCGAGAACUACGCCAACCAGUUGAAGAAGAUGGGCGGCGUCUACUUCCUGCUGAAGCUUCGGGACACGAAGCCGUCGGAGCACGCAUCGAAGAUCAAGCUCCGCAACAUCAUCGUCUAUGCAGCUUUGGUUGUGCUUUCCGUCUACGUGUACAUGACCCGGAGACCGAUUGGUGAUGCUUUCUGGUGUGCCAAAGGGGUCCAGGACUUCAUGAUGGUCUCUGUGCCGCUGCCAGGCGUUCAAGCGAUGUCGUGCACCGGAGAAGUCUCGCAAGAUCAUCGAUUCUGUGUGCCGGGGUUUCAGGGCAUCCAGACACGGGACGAGAUGUGGAACUGGCUCAACUACACCUUGCCGAGCGUGUUCUGGUCUGUCGUAAAUGACGACGAAAGUUUGCCAACCCUCGCCAGCUACAACGAGCUGUUGGGAUACAUGUCCAUUCGUGUGCAGAAUGUGAAGACCCCUACUUCAACAGAGUACUGCGUCCAGAACUUACAGCUGGUGUCGGCGCUGAAUGCGGACCUGCCCGGAGCAAAUAUCACCUGCUACCCGCGGACCAUUACAGCGUCCACGCAAGAGACGGCACAGUACACGGAUAUCGCAUCUUAUUGGCAGAACGUGACAGCCAACGCGGCCGAUCUAGACGAAAGUGCGAACGUGCGGGGGAUCAGCAACCCAGGCAUUUUCAGGUCGGCGACGGAGAACAAGGACAAACACAGCAUUGGCGAAAUCUCGGGCCGUAUAACUAACUAUGAUGCCAGCGGCUACAGCGUGGACUACCGCAUGACGGUCUCUAACCCAGGAACCGCCAUGGUUGAGUACCGACGUGACCUGGACUACUUGCGAGUCAACAAGUGGAUCGAUGAUGUCGCUACGCGCGUCGUGAUUGUCUCCUUCACGACUUACAACUUCGACUAUGACCUUUGGACGGCCAGUGAUUUCUUCUUCGAAAUACCUCCGGAUGGAGACAUCCUGCCGAACUCUGAUGUGAAGCCUUUCAAGCCGCGCAUCUAUGAAACUCGAGCCGAGCUGACCUACACGUACGUCGAGUAUGUGAGGUUGGCGAUCGGGAUCUAUAUCCUGAUCUUCGUAGGAUGGUCGGAGAGACACCACAAGGUGAGGAACCAUAAGGCCGGUUUCUAUUACCACAUCUCCUUAGCCGGGAUCACGGAUUUGGGUCUGGUGGUGUGCAUGUUCAUCACCCUGAUCUGGCGCACGGUAGAGUUCCAGAGCUUAUCAACCGCGAGCUACCUCGCAAGAGCGGAUGACACUCAAAGAACGCAUGGGUUUAUCUCUUUCCGCGAGAUGGCAUGGAACUACAACACCAUCUUCAUCGUCGAUGGAAUCGUGAUGGUCUUCUUGAUGUACCGGUUGAUCACCUUCUUCCGAUUGAGCCAUACCGUCUUCCUCCAAUGGCGAGCAGUUGGACAGGCCUUGAAGAUGUUCGUCUUCUUCUCCUUGGUGAUCUUGCCGGCCUUUGCAGGCUUCGUGGUUGUCUCGACCAUGCUGUUUGGCCGGUACAUCCUCGGCUUCUCCAGCCUGGGCUACUCUGCCGUCUCCUCCAUGAAACUUGUGGCGGGCAACCUCAGUCCGCAGGUUCUCGAACGAGAUGUGGUGGUUGGUGUUGUCUCGACCGUGGCACUAUACCUGCUGCUGACCUUCUUCCUGCUGAACGUCUUCGUCACGAUUUUCGUGGAUGCUUACUAUGUGGUUCGCCUAACCUCAACGCAGCCCUCGGAGAAGUGGGACGGGCA
This is a messenger RNA of Symbiodinium sp. CCMP2456, 2381 nucleotides long. Lineage: Eukaryota; Dinophyceae; Suessiales; Symbiodiniaceae. The record is from the annotation of a GenBank genome assembly.